Messenger RNA from Orbicella faveolata, 660 nucleotides. Its product is annotated as G protein-coupled receptor 161B-like. Gene Ontology annotation, biological process: G protein-coupled receptor signaling pathway. NCBI's taxonomy places the organism in Eukaryota, Metazoa, Cnidaria, Anthozoa, Scleractinia, Merulinidae. Gene Ontology annotation, cellular component: membrane. The record is from RefSeq and is a predicted model, not a curated record. Gene Ontology annotation, molecular function: G protein-coupled receptor activity.
AUGAAUGACCCAUUUUCCGACGAUGUACCCGCAGAUAGAGACGAAGAAAUGGAGGCGUUUGAUAUCUCACCAAUGGCUCUGUCGUUUGAGGCGGCCGGAAUCAUUGGAAUGUGCUCCACAAUUAUCAUUGGAAACGGUCUUCUGUCCGUGCUUAGUUUCCGAAAACCCAGCCAGUCUUAUACGGGGAAUAUCAGCCUUUUUUAUGUGGCUGUGACCGAUAUGUUUACCGCCAUAAUUACAAUGCCUUUGAUGGUUGCUUCACUGUUAGAACUUAAAUGGACAUAUGGCGACGUGCUUUGCAAGGCCACAGGAAUUUUAACACUGCUGUUUCUUUGCACGGGGUUGUUGAUUCUUUGCUUAGUCUCCCUGCACCGUUGUUGGGUCGUCUUCUGUUCAAAUGAGGAGUUAGAAUCAAUGGCGAGGAAGCAAACUUUCGUGUUUUUAGUCGUGGUGGUUCUGUCUGUAGCCAUUGCGUGCCUGGUGUUCCUGAUAGACUGGAAAAGAUUUCAAUCAAACCCAACAAGACUUCUCUGUCGGUUGGCCAACUCGCCGAAUUACAUUGCAUAUAGGAUGUAUUACUGUGUUUUCUCAUUGGUAGUGCCUCUGUUGAUAAUUAUUUUGUUGCUGAAUCGGAAACCACAAUUACAAACUGGAACAUAA